Molecule: messenger RNA, 324 nt
Organism: Cucumis melo (muskmelon)
Lineage: Eukaryota; Viridiplantae; Streptophyta; Magnoliopsida; Cucurbitales; Cucurbitaceae
Exons: 1
Coding region: 1-324 (107 amino acids)
Source: RefSeq, a predicted model, not a curated record
AUGAAGCACUCCUCAGCAAGGAAUGUUAUUGAGCGCGUGUUCGGUGUUCUCAAGGGUCGUUGGGUCAUUCUUCGUGGGAAGUCGUAUUAUCCCCUACAAGUCCAGUGUUGCACCGUACUAGCAUGUGCCUUGCUUCACAAUUUGAUCAACAGGAAAAUGACAUAUUGCGAGGACGUUGACGAUGAGGAUGAGAGGGACUCCACGUACACGACGACCACCGUUUCAAAAGACAUUCAGUACAUUGAAACAACAAACGAGUGGUCUCAGUGGCGCGACGAUCUAGCCGAAUCGAUGUUCACCGAUUGGCAGUUGCGUAAAGCUUAG